CGCGCGCGCGCCAUUCUCCUCGAGAGUAACUUCCAAUGGAUCCCAACAAGAUCAUCGAGGCCCUGAGGGGCACCAUGGACCCCGCGCUCAGGGAGGCGGCCGAGCGACAACUCAAUGAGGCCAACAAAGCUGUCACCUUUGUGUCAACACUUCUACAAAUCACAAUGUCAGACCAACUGGAUUUACCUGUACGACAAGCAGGUGUAAUUUACUUGAAAAACACAAUAACGCAGUUCUGGGCUGAGCGUGAAGCUACUUCAGGUGACAUGCAGCCAUUUACCAUCCCAGAAGACGAUCGCCAGUUCAUCCGCGACAACAUAAUAGAGGCUAUUAUCCAGUCACCUGAGCUGAUCAGAGUGCAGCUUACAACUUGCAUUCACCAAAUAAUCAAGCAUGACUAUCCAGGCCGAUGGACUGCUGUGGUGGAUAAAAUUGGAUUUUAUUUGCAGUCGGACAACAGUGCCUGUUGGCUUGGAAUCCUCCUCUGCCUCUACCAACUGGUGAAGAACUAUGAGUACAAGAAACCAGAGGAGCGUAGCCCAUUAAUAGCAGCUAUGCAACACUUUCUGCCAAUGAUGAAGGAUCGAUUUGUCCAGCUUUUCUCCGACCCUUCAGAUCACUCUGUCCUCAUACAGAAACAGAUCUUCAAAAUUUUCUAUGCACUUGUUCAGUACACUCUGCCAUUGGAGCUGAUACACCAACAAAACCUAACCGAAUGGAUGGAAAUACUCAAAACUGUUGUUAAUAGAGAUGUCCCUCCAGAAACUCUUCAAGUAGAUGAAGAUGAUCGGCCUGAGCUCCCUUGGUGGAAGUGCAAGAAAUGGGCUUUACACAUCUUGGCCAGAUUGUUUGAAAGGUAUGGAAGUCCGGGUAAUGUUUCCAAAGAAUAUAAUGAAUUUGCUGAAGUGUUCCUCAAGGGUUAUGCUGUUAGCAUCCAGCAGGUGCUGUUUAAAGUGUUGUAUCAAUACAAAGAAAAACAGUAUGUGGCUCCACGUGUAUUGCAGCAAACUCUGAAUUACAUUAACCAGGGUGUUGCUCAUGCUGUUACCUGGAAGAAUCUAAAGCCUCAUAUCCAGGGUAUUAUCCAAGAUGUUGUCUUCCCCUUGAUGUGCUACACUGAUGCAGAUGAGGAACUCUGGCAGGAAGAUCCAUAUGAGUAUAUUCGCAUGAAAUUUGAUGUGUUUGAAGACUUCAUUUCUCCGACGACAGCUGCUCAAACAUUACUUUAUACAGCUUGCAGUAAGAGGAAAGAAGUGUUGCAGAAAACUAUGGGGUUCUGUUACCAAAUUCUUACAGAACCAACUGUUGAUCCUCGGAAGAAAGAUGGAGCUUUGCAUAUGAUUGGAUCGUUAGCAGAAGUACUAUUAAAGAAAAAGAUCUACAAGGAUCAGAUGGAAUUUAUGUUACAGAACCAUGUCUUCCCAUUAUUCAGCAGUGACCUGGGGUACAUGAGAGCAAGGGCCUGUUGGGUCCUUCAUUAUUUCUGUGAAGUUAAGUUUAAAAUUGACCAGAACCUGCAGACUGCUCUGGAGCUGACUCGGCGAUGCCUAAUUGAAGAUAAGGAAAUGCCUGUGAAAGUAGAGGCUGCUAUAGCUCUUCAGGUCCUCAUCAGUAACCAAGAGAAAGCUAAGGACUACAUCAAACCUUUUAUUAGACCUGUGAUGCAGGCCUUACUACACAUUGUGAGAGAGACUGAGAAUGAUGACUUAACUAACGUGAUUCAAAAAAUGAUCUGUGAAUAUAGUGAAGAGGUGACCCCUAUUGCUGUGGAGAUGACUCAGCAUUUGGCAAUGACCUUUAACCAAGUAAUCCAAACGGGUCCGGAUGAAGAAGGCAGUGAUGACAAAGCAGUUACAGCCAUGGGAAUCCUUAACACAAUAGAUACACUCCUUAGUGUUGUGGAGGAUCACAAGGAGAUCACCCAGCAGCUUGAAGGCAUCUGUUUACAGGUUAUUGGAACAGUCUUGCAACAACAUGUGUUGGAAUUUUAUGAAGAAAUCUUGUCCUUGGCACACAGUCUGACCUGUCAGCAGGUCUCACCACAGAUGUGGCAGCUCUUGCCUCUUGUCUUUGAGGUGUUUCAGCAAGAUGGUUUUGACUAUUUUACUGAUAUGAUGCCUCUCUUACACAAUUAUGUAACGGUUGACACCGACACGCUAUUGUCUGACACCAAAUAUCUGGAAAUGAUCUACAGCAUGUGCAAAAAGGUAUUAACAGGGGAUGCAGGAGAGGAUGCAGAAUGCCAUGCAGCUAAACUGCUAGAAGUCGUUAUUCUACAGUGUAAGGGCCGAGGCAUUGACCAGUGUAUACCGCUGUUUGUAGAAGCAGCACUUGAGAGGCUGACCAGGGAAGUAAAGACCAGUGAAUUAAGGACUAUGUGUCUGCAAGUUGCCAUUGCUGCAUUGUACUACAGCCCCCAUCUCCUGUUGAGCACCUUGGAAAAUCUGCACUUCCCCAACAACACAGAGCCAAUCACCACACAAUUUGUUAACCAGUGGCUUAAUGAUGUAGAUUGCUUUUUAGGUUUACAUGACCGGAAAAUGUGUGUGUUGGGUCUAUGUGCCCUGAUUGAGCUAGAACAGAGGCCACAGAUUUUGAACCAGGUUUCAGGGCAAAUCCUACCAGCUCUGACCCUCCUCUUCGGUGGAUUGAAGAGAGCCUAUGCUUGCCGUGCAGAGCAUGAAAACGAUAGUGACGAUGAUGAGGAUGGAGAUGAAGAUGAUGAAAAUGAAUUGGGAAGUGAUGAAGAUGAUAUUGAUGAGGAUGGACAAGAGUAUCUGGAAAUGCUGGCGAAGCAGGCGGGGGAAGAUGGUGAUGACGAGGAAUGGGAGGAUGAUGAUGCAGAGGAGACUGCUCUGGAGGGAUACUGCACCAUUGUUGAUGAUGAAGAUAGCAAUAUAGACGAAUAUCAAAUAUUCAAAACUGUACUCCAAACUACUCAAAACCGCGAUCCAACCUGGUACCAAGCCCUAACGUGUAAUCUCACUGAUGAGCAUAGGAAGCAGUUACAAGAUAUUGGAACUCUUGCAGACCAGAGAAGAGCUGCUCUAGAGUCCAAAAUGAUUGAAAAACAUGGUGGAUACAAGUUCAAUACUCCUGUAGUGCCAACUUCAUUCAAUUUUGGUGGUUCUGCCCCAGGAAUGAAUUGAGUUUGCUUUUGAUUCAUUGUACUGUGUGACUGAUUGUAGUGAAAGCUUGUGUUGUUCCUUCCAGUAGUGGUUCCAAAAAAUAAUAAAAUAAAUCCGUUCUCAUCCACAAAAUUCACUCAACUUCCUACUACUGUACGUGGAAUGGACAAAAUGCCCAGAGAAGUGGGAUUUUGAUCAUGAGAGCCCUCUGGAAAAGAAAAAACAGGUUUCAGAGGAACAUCGGCCUGAGAGAGAGACUAGUGUAAACAAAUCUCCAAACCUAUUGCAUCAUGGGAACCUGAAAGGCGAGGGGGAAUGUCAUGUUGACAGCUUUUUUUUCUUGGUUACAUUUCAGGCUAGGAAAUCAUUGGCUUCUGGGACAAUUUCAGCACAUCUGUAGUUUAGGCUAGCAGGCUCCUCCAAUGUUUACAUCCAUAAGAGUGUUGGUAUUAGUCUGGUUUUCCACAUUUCAAGUUCAUUUUUAAUGUAAAUAUGCCAUGGCACGUGGAUAACUUGCAAAAUUGUCUCCAAAUUUUCCUGUUCACCCAGGAUUAAAAAUGAUUGUAUUCAGAUGUAGAGUAUCGGACACGGAUCAUAACACUACAUAAUGGCAGAUGUGUAUUUGUAAAUGCAUAAAUAGCACUUUGAUAUUAUGAAAGCCUUCUAGCCUUCUGUAUUGAAUAGCAAGUUUAUUUGCUAUUCUAUUACAAAUUUAAGGGACAUGUGGUCUAAAUAUAAGUGGAGUCAUUAAGUUUAAAAAUUGUGCUCUUUGACCAGAGGUGUCUUGCCUGUAGCCACCACCUCUGGUUUUGAUUGGGAUUUUGGCUGUAAAAGAGUCAAUGAUAUUCCAUUGCUGCUGAAAAUGGAAAUGCCCUCAGUGCCCUUUUUUAAGCUCUCUAUUUACAAGUCUUUAAAAAUGAAAUUUGGAUACAGUGAAAUUGUUGUAAGCACUGAUGAGACUAAUUCAGUAAACAAAGUCUAUAUAGAAGCAUGUAAAAUUGGACCUGAACAUGAAGCUCUAAUAUUAAGAGCAAAAAAAACAAAAGUACUGUAAUUGGUUGAUGUGUGUAUGGAUGAUCCAUCUGUAUAUGCAACAAACUAUUAAAAAAAAAUUGGGUUGAACUUUGUUGUAAAAAGUCAUUUGUGUAAAUUACAUACCUUUUUUUGUUUUUUCUAAAAAAAAGGGCUUUCGAGGUUAGGAGUAAAAUACACUGGUUACCCUUUAAAGGCGAGUGUUUCUUCAUGAGUAACCCGUUUUGUCAUUCUCAACACACAAUCCAAAUUGAGAUGUGCACAGUAAACAGAUUAUGGUUACACUUGUGCUUAUAAAAUGCGGUGCAGUGUCACUUAGUGACUAAAAUAAGUGUUUUUAAAAAGUGAAUUGGUUAUCUGUUCAUUGAGGUUGCAAACCAGUUUUGGCUGCGCUGGCUAGUUAUCAUUUGAACAGAUCUACCUUGUCUUUAAGAUAACGCUUAAAAAAAAAUCACUAUUGCAUUAUGCUGCACUUUUUUAACACAGGCUGUGAUCAGGAGGUGCCAAAGUUGAGAAAUGGUGAUUUUGGAAUUCACUGCAGUAUUGUGGCAGAUGAUUAAAGGUUGGAAGAUGGAGUGUUUGAAGUGCAGAAAAUCACGCUGGAAGGCUGGGGAAUUGGACAGGAGCACCAAAGUGGCUGAAGUUGGCACAGAAGCUAUUAUAUAUCGGAUCAGAAUGACAAUAUACAAGACCAAGGAUGAUGAAGUUGGGACGUUUGAGUAUCUACCAAUAAAACCAGGCAGUGAUGUCGCAGAAGAACGAACAUUAAUCAUUUUUGCAGAUUGCUGUAACCCUGUGGUGAUAUUCAGUUACAAAACUUUAUUUAAAAAAAAUUGAGCGCUCAGUACUGAACAUGAAAAGCUAAUUAAAUUUAACACGCAACCAGUUGGGUUGAGGAUGUUGCCAGAGUACAUUGUUGUCUCUGAGAAGUGUAUUUUGAAUGUAGCUCUUAAAAUAUCAACUGCAUUAAAUUGACCUUUUCACUUUG
Molecule: messenger RNA, 5148 nt
Organism: Callorhinchus milii (elephant shark)
Lineage: Eukaryota; Metazoa; Chordata; Chondrichthyes; Chimaeriformes; Callorhinchidae
Gene: ipo7
Product: importin 7
Exons: 25
Coding region: 36-3149 (1037 amino acids)
Biological process (GO): protein import into nucleus
Cellular component (GO): cytosol; nuclear envelope
Molecular function (GO): small GTPase binding
Source: RefSeq, a predicted model, not a curated record